Messenger RNA from Cydia amplana, 945 nucleotides. Its product is annotated as NADH-cytochrome b5 reductase-like. Gene Ontology annotation, molecular function: cytochrome-b5 reductase activity, acting on NAD(P)H. Bases 49 to 930 code for a protein of 293 amino acids. The record is from RefSeq and is a predicted model, not a curated record. The transcript has a single exon. NCBI's taxonomy places the organism in Eukaryota, Metazoa, Arthropoda, Insecta, Lepidoptera, Tortricidae.
UUAUGGACUAACGUGGUCAAGGAUACAACUUAUCAAGGAAAAUAAGACAUGAGACAGCCAAUUGAACCAAGCAAAGAAGAUUGCUGUAAUAGUGGAUGUAAUCCGUGCGUAUUUGACGUCUACGAAAAACAGCUAAAAUUGUACGAAGCCUUUGUAAAGAAUGGGGAAUUGUCAGAAGUGGUAGAAGAAAAUGCUAUAUCACAAUUAGAAUAUACUAAGUUUACACUUGUACAUAAUUUAGAACUGUGUUCAUUUCAUAUGAUCCUUGCAUUCAAAAGGACUGAAUCUGUAACUGGGAAAAAACUAUUUUGGAAAGCUGGUGAUCAUUUCUUAGUGAAAUAUAGUGCUGGAGGUGAAGUGUGUAGUAGAGCAUAUACUCCUAUCAAAUAUAGUAUUGAGAAUAAUGACUAUGACUUUGUGGUAAUUGUAAAGAAAUAUGAGAAUGGACAAGUAUCAAGUUAUUUAUGUAAUAUGACACCAGGGCAAGAAACUUUGUGGAGAGGGCCCUAUGGAUCUUUUGAAUUGGUACCUAAUAAGUAUGAAAGAAUAAUUAUGAUUGCCCAAGGGACUGGCAUAGCUCCAUUCUUUUCUAUUAUACAAGAUGUUUUAACCAAUGAAGAUGAUUACACUAAAAUAGUGUUAUACUUCUGUUGUUCAUCACCAGAUACAAUUAUUUUAAGAAAUGAAUUAUACUCGUUUAAAUCUUAUUGGAAUUUUCAAUAUAAUGUAUUUAUAAAUAAUUCAAAUUGUAUGCCAAAGUAUCAGGAACCUAUGCAUAAUAGGAAACUGGAGUUUAUAGAUUUAAAAUCUUUAGAACCAUUCUCCAGUAACGAUCAAUUUCUGCUUUGUGGAUCAUCUUCAUUUAUGAAUGGUUUUAAAAUCCUUUUAAUUGAAGCAAAUGUUUCUUCUGAUAAUAUCAAGACAUUUUAAUAAAUUGAUAUAAAA